Messenger RNA from Contarinia nasturtii (swede midge), 2330 nucleotides. It is a transcript of the gene tj, whose product is annotated as transcription factor MafB. Gene Ontology annotation, molecular function: RNA polymerase II cis-regulatory region sequence-specific DNA binding; DNA-binding transcription factor activity, RNA polymerase II-specific. NCBI's taxonomy places the organism in Eukaryota, Metazoa, Arthropoda, Insecta, Diptera, Cecidomyiidae. The transcript has a single exon. The record is from RefSeq and is a predicted model, not a curated record. Gene Ontology annotation, cellular component: nucleus. The coding region runs from base 343 to 1428 and encodes 361 amino acids. Gene Ontology annotation, biological process: regulation of transcription by RNA polymerase II.
CGCAUUUUCGCGUUGCUCUUCUGCAACAUAUAUUUUUUCUCUCUAACCGUUUUGAAUUCGUUUGAAUAAAAAUCAGUAAAACAAAAAUCGCGCAUCGAAACUGAAUUUAUAUUACAUAAGAAUUGCAUUGAUUUUGUGGUGUCGAUUUAAGCACGAUAUUAAAAACACUAAUGAAUUAAACCAAAAAAAAAGAAAAGAGUUUUCGCUUUUUGAAAAAGGACUUGCUGAAUUUUUCUCUGAUAAAUAAAGUCGAAUUGUGUGCGUUUUUAACCGAAAUUUUAUGAACUUUAAAAAUCGAACGUAAAGUGAUUGGUGAAAUAAACGGAAAUAAAUUCAAGAAAAAUGGAAGGCCAAAUUGAGAAUUUGGCAGAAGUAUAUGUGCAAGAUUUUGAAUUGGAUCAUUUGGGUGCACCAGUGAAACGUGAACCAGAAUCGGCGAUAAAAAUACCAUGGAAUUCAGUUGAUGACGAUGAAAUGCCAGCUGCCGUUCGUUUACGUCAAAUUAAUGUACCAAAUGGUUGGCAUCAGCAUGAAGAACGUCGCUUGCAUAAUUUCUCACCGCAAACUGAUCCACACAAUCACAAUACGAUGACAACAGCCCAAGGAAUUGUUGUGAACGGUGUAAAUGGUGUGCCAUCAACACCGCCUGAUACACCGCCGCAUGUGUAUUCACCAUGCAAUGGUACCAUGUACAAUAACCAUUCGUAUCCGCAUCCUCAUCGACAAUCGUCAACAUUUAUCGAAGAUAUGAUGUGGUUGCCACAAACAAUGCGAGGUGAACAACCGCUGGAUUUACGGCCGCUUCCAAAUUGUCUGGACAAUGAUUGGGAACGACGUGAGUAUAUGCAACAACAACCAAAUGGACAAUCGAUCACCAAUUUACCGUCACAUUUGACACAUUUGGAUCAUCAUCAUAUGAGUUCGAUAAAUGUGCACAAUUCAUACAAUCAUGCACAUGGAAAUCGACCAAUGUCGGUCAGUUCGACGCGUUCAUCAUCGACAAUUUCGCCACGACAUCAAUCGGGUCAUCAUCAUUCGUCCGGUUCGCAAAGCAGCCAAAAUCCCGAUAAAGUUAUUGCCGACGAAUUGCUGACAACACUAUCAGUACGUGAGCUAAAUAAACGUUUGCACGGUUGUCCACGCGAAGAAAUUGCAAAAUUAAAGCAAAAACGUCGAACAUUGAAAAAUCGUGGAUACGCACAAAAUUGCCGAUCGAAACGUUUGCAUCAACGUCAUGAGUUAGAAAAAAGUAAUCGCAAAUUGCAGCUUGAAUUGGAAAAUUGUCGCAUGGAAUUGAAUAAAGUACGACUUGAAUUGGAUAUGCUGAAGCAACGUCAUGCUCAACGACAAAAUAAUAAUCAGUCACAUGAUUUACAUUCGGACGGACAUAGUUCACCUCUUUUAAGCUCACCUGAAUUGUAUCUAUGACGCCAAAUCGGUGCUCAUGCACCUCCACCACGACAACAAACACAAUGGAACACACGCUAUUGCUAAACGUGUUUUGAUUCACUUUGUGUGUCUCACGCACAUUUUUUAUUUCGAUAAAGUUCACUUUUUCUCAUCGCAUUGCGAUUCUCUCACAUUUAUUUCAUUUAUUCAUUUUUAUUUUUUAUUCUUUUUCAUUUCUCGAAUAACCGAGAUAAAAGCGAUGUGAUCCAUUGAUGAUUGUUGUCGACUACAAAGUAACAUAGGAGUAAAAACCAAUCAUUUGAUGAAGACAACAAUUAGAAGAAAUAAAACUUUUGAUUCGAAAUAUUCAAAUGUGAGAAUUCGGAUACAAGUAAAACUUUAUAAGUGAUAAAUCAAGUCAAGUUUAAAGUUGGUAGAAUUUAAUGGCCAAUUUAACGUUACAAACAAAAUCAUUCUCAUUUUGCCAAAUGAUUCAUUUUGAACACAAAAAAACCCUAAAACAAUUGAAAAAAAGAAACACACACAUACAAAGCUCAUACUUAUAAUUAACAUGUUAAUUAAUGAUAAGCGACGUCUUCUUAAGUUUUUGUUUCAAUCAUAACAUUGAGUCUUCAAAUUUUCAUUUCUCUUUUUUUUAGAAAAAAAAAGCAAAAUUUAUGUUUUUUAAGACUAUUUGUCUCGUUCAAAUUCGAUUCAGUGCAAUGCAAUAAUAAAAUGGUGUGGUGCAAAGAAAUUAACUUUUAAAAAAUAACAAACAAACAAACAAAGUCAAACAUAUUUGUUAUUCGGAAGAGGAAAUUCGCAUAUUUUAGAAAUCCUUCAAACAUGAAUAAUAUUUCCACAUUCAGUUUUUUUCUUUCUCACUUUAUUUAUCAAAAAGCUAGUUUUCCCUUUGCAAACAGACAUUGUUUCUGUUUCCA